UCUCUCAAUUUGGCAGUUUGUAACGGGUUCAUUGCUGCAUACUCUUUGUUUUCCCUUUCGGCAGCAUACUUUUCUUAUUCUUAACCCCUUCCUGUUUAUGAUUACACCCCUCCCCUGAACUCUCAUACAAGUUUUCCCCCAACUUUCUUCUCUGCCCGCUGAUCUCUGGGUAGGCUGUAGGGAACUGCAGGGACUGCCAUUCCUUUUCAAGCAUUUGCUUGUUCUUUGGCCUUGUUUUGGGUGAACAUUGAGAAAACUUUCAACUGGAUAUCUUAUCUGCAUUCCUCACCCAUCACUCUGUUAAUCUUUUCAUGCUACUGUGCCUACCUGCCUUGUAGAACCAACUUUGCCAAGAAUGACAAACUUAGUAGGAAAACUCAUUUGGUAGAACUGAAAUCAGUUUUUGCCAUUUUCCAUCUACUCUAGCUUUUUUUAUAUUCUGUUUUUUCAGAAUGCAAGUUUCUCGCUGGUUGUAAAUUUGUAACCUCUUGGAUAGUGUCGGGAUCCCCUCCCCUUGGUCACAGAGUAAGUGAAAGAUGUAAAAUUAAUUGAGGGAAAAGAGGCUGUGUACAUGGGCAAAAACAUACCUUAAUGACAAACUUGCCAGUAUAAUGGCUGAUUUGUCUUCUUGGCUUGAAGCAAACUUAUCUGUAUUUUCAUUUUUUUGUGCCUAAAUUCAAUGCGAGUGAAGGAAACUGUGAUUCCCUCCUUUGUAAAUCAUUUAACAAGCUUAUAUUUAUUAUAUAUUUUUAUAUUAAAAUUGGUGGCUGGUGAUAAUCUGCUUCUGGUCUUAGAAAGCACAGUUUUAAUUUUAUUAAAUAUUUGGUUGUAAUAGUAAUGAGGUGAAAUUUUGGGUUGUGGUUGUCUGGGUGUGAUGCAUUGGCAUAGUCUUAGCCUUGGGCUAAAAAAGUGUAAGUGAUUGGGUGAUUUAAAUUUCUUUUUCUUUUAAGUUGGUACUGUAAAACCUGAAAGUUGCACACCAAAACACUUUUCAGGUUGAAAAAUUUCUAGUACUAUCUUGUGGUAAAUGUACCAUCCAGAAAAGGGACACGAUAAAUGCUUUUAUUUUACUAAAAGUAUUUUACACGUACGUGGCUUGUCAUUAAAUUUUUUAACAACAAAUGAAAAGAUGAUCAUCGUUAGCCAAACCAUGAAAUACUUUUCUUUGUGCCUUACGUUAAAAAGCAUGCUGUUUGCAAAAUAAUUGAUAUUAUCAGUAUUCAUAAAAAUAGAAUAAUUGUUCUGUUCAUAAUCCCUUACCGUAUGUAGCCAGUUAGUUCAUUUUGGCUUUGUUUUAGGGCAAAAUAAGGACAGUGCUACAAAAGGAGUUACUUAAUUGCUAUUGGGAGUAUAACGGUGACAAUAUUAGGUAAUUUCUCUCUUGCUUUUUCUUUAUAUAUCAUUCAAAAUCCUACCAUCUAAUUCUUGUGUGUUGUUUAGCUCCUUUAACAUUCACCAGAGGAGGGUGCCACUGUUUGAUUUUAGUAUAGGUGAUGUUAGCUCUUGUCACAAAAGAGGAAGCUUUUUCUGAACUUUCUAUUAUUUAUGUAUAUUCUAUCUCUAGAAUGGUAUAGAUGAUAAAUGAGGAGUUUAAUUUUAUUUCUAAUAACUCACACUAGUAAGAUAGGCCAUCAAAAACUAGGGCCCGUCUGUAAUUGUAGUGCUCUUUAGAUGCAGAGGAGACAUUACCUUGUAUAUCCAUUUCAUCUGUGUAUAUCCAUUUCAUCUGUGUAUAUCCAUUUCAUCUGUGUAUAUCCAUUUCAUCCCUCACCCUUUUUUUUUUCUUUUAAGCUGAGAUGCUGAUAGUUGGAGAAGUUGUGACCUUCCUAAGGCUAUGUGGCUAGUUCAAGGCCUUCAGUUUGUUGAUCUCUAUAUGAAACCAUUGGACAAAUUGGCUUGAAUAUUUACCUAGAUAGGUGGUGCCCUGGGGAUACAAGGGCGAAUGAAAUAUAACCCCAUCCUCAAAAAGUUUCAGUCUAGUGAGAGAGACAGACCUCUAUACCAAAAGUUAUAGUCAUGGUGCACUUAGAGUGUUAUGGUGACACAGAGGAGGGACAUUUAAAUCAGACUGGUAGGUAGGAAGGCCCAGGAAAAAACACCUUGAAGGUAUUGUUUACUUCAAGAUUAGAAGCAUAGGUUUUGACUUGAGAUCGGGCUUUGAAUCUGUGCUCUGCUUUAUUCUAGCUGUGACAUUGGACAAGUUGCUGAAACAGCUUUAUCUGGGAGUUUAUUAUCUAAAAAAUAGGGAUAAUAAUGCCUGUAAGGUGCAACUUCAUCAGUGUAUUGUACCCUGUCUAGAGAAGUACCUAAUGGAGAGAAGGAUAUGGAAGAGGAAAGGCCAAAAAGACCAGGAAGUCUGCAGUGCUGGGGCAGCAAUAUUCAAGGGAGAGAGACUCUUCCUGUGUGAGCCACAACUUUGAUCACUAUGAAGAUGUAUAUAGUGCAGGGAUAAUUUAUUAGGUAUCCCCCAAACUCUCUAUAUCUCAAGGUUCUAACUUUCAGUGGACUUCUGAUUACCAAUUCAGGAUUUCAGUUAUCCAGAUAUUUGAGAAAACUGUGUCGUGGCUUUAGGUGUAAAUUUUCUUACUAGUCAAAAGGAAUAUUCUCUAUGAUUAAUUAAUAAAUUGGUAUUCUGAUUUGUACUUCAGCCUCUUAUGAUUUGGGUUACCAUGAGUUAGUUCUCUUGAGCAUAUUUAACUGUGGAUUCUUUGGCAAAGAUAUGUCUCUGGACUUUUUAUGCUGAGGACCAGACUCUGUAGGACUGUGGCUUCUUCUAGAUGGAUGAAAUUUUAAAGAGCCUUAUCUCAGUGGUCCUACAGGCCAGCUUCCUCCCUUGAUUCUAACCAUGAUACUGUGUGUGGAUGGUUCACAGUGUGUGUAUGUGUCUAAAGGUAUGCCAGUGGUUGUUUUCUUAUGUAACAAGAUUCAAACAACAAAAAGGUAAAAAGGAGCUCGUUAUAUAAGUUGAUGUAGAAAGAUUAUUUUAAGAUAAAAAAUGAUUUCUGUCUAGGAAAAUCAUUGUUUUUGUGCUUACUUGUAAUUUUUAUCUACAGGCAAAAGGUGUUUUUUUUGUUUGUUUGUUUAUUUCUUUUUUUUUAAUACCAUCUAGAAGAAAUAUCACCAAAUCCUUUGGCACCUCUAUCAAUGUUCAUGGCUGAAGCCUAGCUAAAAAAAUAGAUUGUUAUGUGCUCCAUAUAUUCAUGAGCAUUACUUUAUUAAAGGUCUUAUGCAUCUUGACAAUUGACACACAGCUUGGCCAGUGGUUAAAGCCUAGAGUUCCACAUUUUGCAUGAGGGAGAAGCCAUACUUCAAGCGCUUGCCAGGGACUGCAGUCUUUAGGCUCAGCACUUCUCAGAAGCUCAGAAAAUAAACUGCUUAUGGAGGGUUGCCUGAAGAAUAUAUAUAUAUAGUCUGAUUCUUUAGAUCAGUGGUUCUUAACUUUUCUUGAGUCAUGCUGCUCUUUGAGAAUGUUAUGAAACUACAGACAUAUUCCCCAGAAAAAAAGGGCUUGCAUAUCAAAUUUUCUUUGUAGUUUCAGAGACAAGUGGAUGCAUGAAGCCUCUGGAUUUCAGGUUAGUCUAGAUAGAAUAAAAUCUGGUUUUGAUGCAUCUAGCCCUGCAAGGAACUGUAUGUCUGAACCCCUUGCUUGGCCCUCCUGCUUUCCUGUCCAUCAUUUGCUUUUAUUGAAUUGUUUGCUGUCAUUUGCCUCUGAGGGUAGUUUAGAGGAAUAGCCUCCUUAGCUCUGAGAAAUCAACUACAAGAAUGUUGUUGAGGAAAUCAUUUGUUAUAUUAUAUAGUAUCAUUUUAAUGAGGACCAAGGGAGAAAUAGUACUCUAUUACCUAUUUAUCUUAAGGAUGCCGAAUUAUGUAACUGAUUGGGCCAUCCUGGGUUUGUUGGCUGCUACAAGUAUUAAGAGCCAAACCUCUGACCCACCUCUAGCAAAUGUGCAGACUUUUAUGGAAUACAUUCAUCUGGUACAUGAACCUCACUCCUAGGACAGUUUAUCUUUCCUACACUAAAUUUUCCUUUAUCCCAUUUGUAUUAGCCCAUUUUCAUGCUGCUGAUAAAGACAUACCUAAGGCUGGGAAAUUUACAAAAGAAAGAGGUUUAAUGGACUUAUGGUUCCACGUGGCUGGGGAAGCCUCACAGUCAUGGCGGAAGGUGAAAGGCGCGUCUCACAUGGUGGCAGACAGGAGAAGAAGAGGGCUUGUGGAGGGAAACUUCCUCUUAUAAAAUUAUCAGAUCUUGUGAGACUUAUUCACUAUCAUGAGAACAGUAUGGGAAAGACCUGCCCCGAUGUUUCAAAUUACCUCUCACCGGGUCCCUCCCACAAUAUGUGUGAAUUCAAGAUGAGAUUUGGGUGGGGACACAGCCAAACCAUAUCACCAUUUUUCUCUUCUCUUAGAUAUGUCAUUUUAGCUUGUAUUAUAUGUAUUUAUGUAAGUUUCACUGGAUCCUUCUGAAAUAAGAUAUACUUCUUAAUAAAUAAAUUAUGACUGGCACAGUGAAUGAUCUGCUUUUCAGACAUUAUAGCUGCUGAUAGUAAAUGUUCGACUUUCACAUUAUGAUGUAUAAGAGGCCUAGGGAUUUAAUAUGGACAAAUGCCUUAUGGUUUAAGAGAAGAUUCUGAUUAUUUUGGUUUAAAAUGGCACAUUAAAGUUUCUGCAAAAAAAUUUUUUUUCAAUGAAACCCUCCUUCCUAUGCCUGUGCUUAAAGACCUUUUUGUACGGGAGUGUAGGAACCUGACUGCUGACCUUGCUGCGUCUUCUGAACAGGUUGUUAAGAAAUUCGGUUCAAUUAAGCCAACAUUUUCUGUAGAGUCUGGCACCUGUGAAAAGCAGUGUUGUGUUCUAUGUGAUGUCUAAAGAUGAUUCGGUGCAUUCUGUGUCCUCAGGAAGCAUUCUGUCUACUUGGAGAGAUGACCUUUUUUUUAAAAAAUAGCAGAGUUACAAGAUGCCUGCCACCUACAAGUGUGUGAUGGCUUGACUGAAGGAGCUUGGGGAAUUUUAGAUAAUUUUGAAGAGGAACUGACAUUUAAUUGUAUCCUAGCAUUUCUGUAGACAGCGAUUGGGUGGAGAAAGGGGGGGAAGAUGACAUUAGAGGUUGAAGAAAAAAUAAGGAAAUGGUACAGAGGAAAUAAAAUGCAGGCACAGUUGGAAGAAGGCAGGUAGUCUUAUUUGUCAGGAGUAGGCUUUCCCCAACAGUAAUCAUUCUAGAAGCUCAUUUAUAAUUUUUUUCCAUAUUCAAGUACUCUCUGUGUUUUGAUAUACUAAACUUAUUUUUAAAUUAACUGUUUUUUAAUGUUAAGUUUAUUUAUUUGAAAAAGAAACUUCAUGUCAGCAUCAGGAGUGGAAAAAUCCAUGAAAUGAAAUUUUUGGCCUUUAACCUGCUGAGAUGCUGUCUCCAUCUUGAUGGAGUAGAAUGAUUCUAAAAAGAUUUAUCUCCUAGUCUCUGGUUGUCUCUAGAGUUCCUCUAUCCUCCUCCCCUUGCUUUUUUUUAUGAGGAGAAAAGGUGGCUUUUAAAAUUUAAUUGCCAGCCAUAAUUUGAAGCAAGGCAGCCUACUUGCUCCCAUUGCAGGUGGAGAGCACUUCCAGUGAUGCCACUUUGUGAGGAGCUCUGGUUUGGAGUAUCCCUUUCACUGUGGCUUGUGACAGAGAAGAUUUUAUUUGUAUCAUGCCUCCAUGGGAAACACAGAGUUAUGGGCAAUGUUUCAGCAUAAAUUCCAUCCUCAUUUUUAAUGCAGGUAAAUGGGAAGAGAUUAUAGGAAUAAAACUGAUGUUUUUCUAGCUAGUUUAAAAAAAUAAAUAAUUCACAACUAAGGUACUUGAACCAUUAUGGAUAACACAUUGCUUGUGACAUAACUUACAAUGACAAAAAUAUACCAGCAUUCUAGGUCCCCCUGUUGAAGAGCCAUGGCCUGGGGUUUGGGAUACACACAGGUGAGGAGAGUGGGAGAUGCUGCUGCAACUAUUGUUAGCACUAGUAUUGAAGCUGUGCUGAGGAGCCUUGGCCAUGUUCUGUAUAUAUUGGAGAACUACUCUAUAGGAAUGGCAUAAAAUCCAUGCUUUAGUAAUCCUGCUCCUCCAAACUAUGUGGAGGAUUGAUUUGAACUAACAAGAUAGAAGUAUGAGGGGAGAGGGUCAAUUGGGAAGCUUGAGACAGAGCAGUGAAGAUGAAACCCAGGAGUGUGGGCCAUUGUUGAAAGAGAGGGAGAGGAUGUGAUGGGAGUGGAUAACUCUUGAGGUGGUAAGACUGAUGUCAGGGUUUCCAUAACUUUUGUUACCAUUUUAGUAAUUCUACUUAAUGAAUGUUAAAAUAAAUCUGCAGCAAGUCAAAUAUAUUUUAAAGUAAACUAAUUUUAAAAUUAUAAAAUAAUAUGACUCCAUGAUAGAUACUACAGAAAAGAAGAAACAUUCCUCCAAAUCUCAUUGCCCUGUCACAUCCACUGUUACAUUUUUGGUGUAUUGCUUGCUGGUCUUUUUGUUUGUUUGUUUGUUUUUUGGGGAGUGGGGUGGGCAGGAUCUGGCUUUGUUGAUGAGGCUGGAUUGCAGUAGUACCAUCAUAGCUUACUACAGCCACAAACUCCUGGGCUCAGAUGAUCGUCCUGCCUCAGCCUCCUGAAUAGCUGGGACUAUAGGCAUGUGCCACUGUGCCCAGCUUCACCUUUUUUUUAAAACAGUAUGCAUUUUAAAUAUAAUUUUACAUAAUUAUAAAAAUAUACAUAUGUAGAUUUAAAUCUUGUUGUUUUUCUUUGUAUAAUUCUAUAAACAUACUGUCAUUUUGCUCUAUAAUGCUUUAUAUUUGAUUUGUUUUUUAUUUAUUUUAAUUCUCUCUUUUUUUUUUUUUUUUUUUUAAGAUGGUGUCUUGUUCUGUCCCAGGCUGGAGUGCAAUGGUGUGAUCUAGGCUCACUGCAACCUCUGUCUCCUGGGUUCAAGCGAUUCUCCUGUCUCAGCCUCCCGAGUAGCUGGGAUUACAGGCACCCGCCACCACACCCAGCUAAUUUUCAUAUUUUUUAAUAGAGACGGGGUUUCACCAUGUUGGCCAGGCUGGUCAUGAACUCCUGACCUCAGGCAAUCCGCCCAGCUCGGCCUCCCAAAGUGCUGGGAUUACAGGCAUGUACCACUGCGCCUGGCCUAUUUUAAUUCUUUAUAUUUAUAUUUUGAAUAUAUUUUUUAGUGAUAGAGCAAUAUUUUAUUGAGUAGAUAUUUGAGAAAUUACUCAACUGCUUCCUUAUUGGUAUACACUUAGGCUCCUCUAACUUCUUACCAUUGUAAAUACCAUUGUAAUAAAUAUUUUUGUGUUUCUACUGUAGUUUGGAUUAUUUUUCUAGGGUGGGUUUCCAGAAGAGGGAUUUCUGGAUCAAAGGAAUAAAGGAGAAGCCACCAUUACUGAUGGUAAUAAUAAUUGCUGACAUUUAUUGAGUAUGUAUAAUAUGCAAGGCAGUAUUUAUAAAGUACUUUAUAUAUGUUAUCUAAUUUUAAUUCUGAUGAGAGUUUAUGAGGUAGGUACUAUAUUAUCCCCCAUUCUGUAGGUGUAGAAAUUAAGGCACUGAGAGGUUAAGUAAUUUUCCCAUGGUCUCUCGCAGCUUGUGGGUGGUGAAACUAGGGUUUGAAACUGCGAUUCAGACUUAGAGCUCCCUGUCACCAAAGCCUGUACCAUCAGUUUUUGGUUGAAGCCCUACAGAUCUCCUAAUUUGGUUAAUGAAGUGCUGAUAACAUUGUUAUGUGGACACUGCCUAGUCUUCUCGAUUUGCUUAGUGGGACUUUGGUUUUCUCAUAUGACUGUGACAGUUGUGUCUCUGUGACAGGUGGUGGUGUUUUUGAAAACCCUAUGCUGCUAACCUUGGUAGGUUGAUCUUGUAAUUACCUAGAAAAGUCCUGUAGUUAAAAAAGAUUGGGGUCAGAAGUCAGAGCAGGUGAUGCUUGACAUUCAAACAUCUGUUCUAAUCUACCCUCCUUCUUUGCUGGCAGAACCUCUAUCCCACUACAGAAAAUCUGCAAUAUUUUUGCCUGUUGGCUCAUGAAAGGCUUUCAUAGAAAUUAUAGUGGUAUUAGCAUAACCAGUCACAAUAAACAAAAAUGACUUAUGUUUUAUUUUACUUCAAAGUACCAAAGGCUUGACUUUAGGAUAAAUAUGUAGGAGUGUGGAUGUGUUUGCACAAUUUUUCUUUAUAUUCAAGCUUCGACUUUUUUUUUCUUUUUCAGGAUCAAAACAGUUUCCUAUUACAUAUAUUGUUAAUUUUAAACAGCAAAUAUCAUUUUCUCAUUUGUUUAUAAUACUGAGUUGGUAUGUUUAGUUUGAGUGGAUGCUAAUCCUGCAUUUUCAUUCUAGAAGGCUACUUAAUACAUUAUUUUCUUAGCCAACCUUAAGUCAAGCCAAGCUUUGGUUAUGGCUAGUUAUAAUCUGUUUUUACUAGAAAUCUUCAAAGUCAAAGUUUAAACAAACAAAAGAAGCCAUCCUUUUCAAAAUAGUUAAUGUAAUGAUCAUCCCUUUUAUAGCUUUGUUUUAUAGUUUUAGGCCCUUCUCUGAAAAGUACAGAGCAUUUUUAUUAAUAUUUAUAUAGGUAAAAGUCAUGCAUAUUGAUAAACUAAUAUACUUUCAAUAAAGUUGAAGUCUAUGCUAUGAAAAAGUGCUUAAAAAGUGAAGAUAUAUGAUAUGUUCUGGGUCUGGGUCCCCACCGAAGUCUCAUCUUGUAUUGUAAUUUCCAUGUGUUGAGGGAAGGACCUCGUGGGAGGUGAUUAGAUCAUGGGGGGAUUAGAUCAUUAGAUCUGGGGAUUAGAUCAUUAGAUCAUUAGACCUCCUUGCUGUUCUCAUGAUAGUGAGUGAGUUCUCAUGAGAUCUGACGGUUUUAUAAGGGGCUUUUUGCCUCUUUGCACUUCUCAUUCUCUCUCCUGCCACUCUGUGAAGAGGUGAUUUCCACUAUUAUUGUAAGUUUCCUGAGGCCUCCCCAGCCAUGUGGAACUGUGAGUCAAUUAAGUCUCUUUUCUUUGUAAAUUACCCAAUCUCAGGUACUUCUUCAUAGCAGCGUUAAAAUGGAGUAAUACAAUAUAAUAUUUUACUUCUGAAAAAAAAGAAGCUACAAGUCUUGAUCACUUGAUCUCUCUGGAGUUUUUUUUUUUUUUUUUUUUCCCCUUUCUCUGUUUCUUGAGAAUAGGGCCCAAUUUAAUGGAACCUUAGCUGCUUCCAACCUUUCUGGAAUUAAGGAGGGCCUUGAUACUUGAGUCUGUUAAGAUUGAGACUUAACCUACUUUCUUCCAUUCCUAGAAGACAAGAGAGCUCCUGUCUGCCACUGGGCGUGGGGCUCCUGAAGGCAAGUUUGGGGCCAUUGCAUACCAUAGUGCAAAAUGUACACUCUACAGUGAUACUAGGUGGAGCGACAUUGUUUUCUAAUGCGUGCAAAACUAUCUGCUCCCCAAGCUAGGCAUCUAUGGGUCUACAAUAACUUGGAAACUUUUCUAGUUUCUACAGAAGCUAAAGGUGCCAUAGCAGUAGGCUGUAUUUCUGAGACUCACAGACUUUUUACCAUACCAUCCACCAUUAGUGCCCUCCAUGUCCUGCUCUUGUAUGAGCAGCUGACAGAUGAUGAUCUUUGUGUCUUAGUUUCUUUUUUUUUUUUGAUGUAGGAUCUUACCCUGUCACCCAGGCUGGAGUGCAGAGGCACCAUCUCGGUUCACUGCAAACUCCACCUCCCAGGCUCAAGUGAUCCUCCCACCUCAGCCUCCCAAGUAGCUGGGACUACAGGUGUGUGCCACCAUGCCUGGCUAAUUUUUUGUAUUUUUGGUAGAGAUGGGGUUUUGCCAUGUUACCCAGGCUGAUAUUGAACUCCUGAGCUCAGAUGAUCCACCCGCCUUGGCCUCCCAAAGUGCUGCGAUUACAGGUGUGAGCCACUGCGCCCAGCCUGUGUGUUUUAGUUUCUAAAUCAAAGACCUGUUGUCUAUUGCAUGUCUAUAAACCUUGUGACUUCUCUGGAGUAGUAAACACUUACUUACAUUUGCUUUUCAACAUUAAUGUUGCAAAUUUUGGUCACUAUAAAUGUGAGCAGUGAUUUAAUGCCCUGUAGCAGUAAAUCUUAAAUAUUUCAAAUUGUAUUUUUAAGAAGAGGGUCUGUAUUCAGCACUACUCUUGGACAGCAAAGUUUUUAAUCUAAAAUAUGGUAUAAAAUUUAUUCUCUUAGUUAUGAGAUUGCAAUAGGGCAGAAACUGUUUUAUUCUGAUAAGUGUGUACCAUUUCUUUUUAAUCUAGUAAGUGCUUUCAUUUAUCGUUUUAAUUAAAUGAAUUAAUUUUCAGUUAAAUUAGUCACUGGAUAUUUUCUGGCCAAAUAAGUCUCUUAAUGACACUGUCAGGAUUUUACAGAAAUUGAGACAUAGUAGGAUCUUUGAUCAUAGUGUUUAUCUUUUUCUCCAUAGAUAAUGAAGUGAAUUUUCUAUAACAGCUGGUUUACAUAGUUAUAUGAUAGAUAUGUUCCAGAGUUUGAGAUUAAGAAGUUUUUACUUCUGUUUUAUUUUAGCACUUAGAUGUUUUCUAAAUUUGUCUUUCUGAGUUUUCUCUCUAGAUAGGUCUGGCAGGGAUUUUUGAAUUGUCAUGUAAUCCAAAUAUAGUGCCUAAGGCUUCACAGCUACAUGAAAUAUCUAUUUUUAAAGACUUUCAUCAAGGAGAUUCCACAUUUUCCCUGGAGAAUUUUUUUCACUAUAAUCCUUUCUCUGAAGAAAUUCAUCUCUAUAUGUGAACUAGGUCCCUUUGGUUUAAGACUAUUUCUUCUAGUCUGGCUUCAUCAGAGAGAGAGAAAUAAAGAUUAGAUUGUUACCAUUUUAAAACUGGUAAAACUAUGAUAUUAAUAAUUUUUUCUCUUCCCCACAAAUUAAAUAUUAACAUUAAAUUUAUGUGAGAAGUACUCAUCUCAAAAAGGGAAAUUCAAUGUAAUUUCUACUAAAGACAGAAUAGUUUCUAGAUAAUCAGUAGUGGCUCCUGUUUGUAAAGAGCUAGUCUGGCAAUAAGGAAAUGUCCUCUUACAGAUCGGUUGGUUUUGUCUAUUAUAAGUCUCUGUUGUCAGAGACUUAUGCUACGGGUGGAGUGGGUUCUAGCUGGCCACCUAGAUGGUACAUUAUUGGGAAGUUUUUGGUUGCAAGUGACAGAAAACUCAAGUGGAAGCAGAUUAAACACUGGAGACAGUUAUUAUCUCACAUAACAAAAGACUCAAAAGAGGCUUUUGAUCUAGCAGCUCAAUGACUUCAAGGCUCUGGUUCAGUGUCUCAGAAAUUCUCUUCAGUUUUCCCUCAUGGUUGCAAGAUGUGAUACUCUGAGCUGCUGCAUCCAUCUUUGUAUAACUACAUCCAGAGACAUGAGCAGGAAAUUAUAUCUGUCCCGUUCUUCUUUAAGCUUCAGGAAAUCUCUCUAUAAAGUACUUUUCACAUCUUAUAGGCCAUAGCUGUAUCACAUGUUCAUGCCUAAACCAAUGACUUGGUCAUGGGAAUGUGAUCAGCAUGAUUAGCCAUGACCCAUCAUAAUUCAUUCUGGGUCUGAGGAGGACCCCAGCCUCUGGAGGACAUGACAACUUAGAAAGGCGAACAAAACUAGAAUUGUAUUAGCCAGGAAGAAGGAGAAGUGGAAAUGGUUGUUGAGUGAGCCACAUAGGUGGGAAGGGGGUUUAGAGAAUGUUGCUUGUUCUGCACAUUAGUAACCUCAUUGGAGAAUGUUGCUGUAAAGUGUAUAACACUGAUAUGGGGGAAAAUAGACUUUAGAGGACUUCAGAAAAGAGUAAACCUUCUUAUUUUUGGAUUGUCUUAGGGAUGGUUUUAUUUUAGAGCUGAGACAUAAGUUUGGUAUUUUAGGGCCCCAUCAAGUCUUAAGAAACUACUACUAGGUGUUAGGUUGGUGCAAAAGUAAUUGCAGUUUUUGCCAUUAGUUUUCUAACUCAGGUUUUUUCUCUGCUGUGUGAACUAGCGAUCAGGAGGGGUCUGAGUGUUUGGAGAACAACAAGACUGCAGCUGAAUAUGUAAAAUCUCGACUCCCAGAGGCCCUUAAACAGCAUCUUCAGGACUACGAGAAAGACAAAGAAAAUAGUGUAUUGUCUUACCAGACCAUCCUUGAACAGCAGAUUUUGUCAAUUGACCGAGAAAUGCUAGAAAAAUUGACUGUAUCCUAUGAUGAAGCAGGCACAACAUGUUUGAUUGCUCUGCUAUCAGAUAAAGACCUCACUGUGGCCAACGUGGGUGACUCGCGCGGGGUCCUGUGUGACAAAGAUGGGAACGCUAUUCCUUUGUCUCAUGAUCACAAGCCUUACCAGUUGAAGGAAAGAAAGAGGAUAAAGAGAGCAGGUGGUUUCAUCAGUUUCAAUGGCUCUUGGAGGGUCCAGGGAAUCCUGGCCAUGUCUCGGUCCCUGGGGGAUUAUCCGCUGAAAAAUCUCAACGUGGUCAUCCCAGACCCAGACAUCCUGACCUUUGACCUGGACAAGCUUCAGCCCGAGUUCAUGAUCUUGGCAUCAGAUGGCCUCUGGGAUGCUUUCAGCAAUGAAGAAGCAGUUCGAUUCAUCAAGGAGCGCUUGGAUGAACCUCACUUUGGGGCCAAAAGCAUAGUUCUACAGUCAUUUUACAGAGGCUGCCCUGACAAUAUAACAGUCAUGGUGGUGAAGUUCAGAAAUAGCAGCAAAACAGAAGAGCAGUGAACCCUUCAGGGGUCUCAGCUGCCUUAGACUAAAGGACUUUCAACACACUGGUCUCUUUUAAUUUAGUGAAAAGUGUGGGAGUUGUAAUUAGGAUCAUCCAUCCCAGACAUGGAAUCCCCCCUCCCUGGUGGUCUUAGGUCUAUAAUUAGUGAUGAACAGAGGGUGCCGUUGGCCAAUGUAGUUAAGAAACUGGAAAAUGGUUUCUUCAUGUUUUCCCAACUCUUUCAUCCAGUGCCCAAAAUAUAUAAAUAAAUAGCUGUAGAGUCACAUAUAUGAAGUGAAUAGCAUAUGUGCCAUUUAGUCUCCCUGAAGAUUCUUUUCAAGAUCCUGUUCAGGGUCCUCCAGGCAUCAGCUGUUGUGUCCUCUCUUUGGAACAGUGGACAGGACAGGCCACCCAGUGCUGCAGGAGACAGACCACUGUGUCACCUGUGAGUGGUCAGGGGCUGAUGUGGCCAACACCCUCUGCCGAGAGACAGAGCUGUCCUAAGAAUGCUUUGUCCUUCUGAGCCCAUGUUUUCUGCUCAGUAGCAGCUUGGAAGCAGAUUUGGAAUGGUUUAUUAUUUUGGCUGCUCUUGGGGACUGCGAGAAGCAGAGAGGAUGAGAGACCAGUGGCAACUGCCUGCACAGCAGAAAUAACCCUUUUCCCUUGCUUCCUUUAAUAGUUAAAUAGACUUUGUAUACCACCUGACCAAACUUUGUGCAUUUAUCCUAAUCAUGCAUGACCUUUUGCUUAGUCCUUACCGUAUGUAAUAGGCAGCUGUUAAAUUCACCGACACCCUGAUUUUUCAUCUUACGUGAGCAAGAAACCACAUUGGGGAAAUGAAAAAAGCAAGCCACAAUACCAUGAUUCCUUCUGUUUUCAACAGUAGAUGAAGGAAAUGAUACUGAAUGAGUCACAGUGUUCCCUGGCAAGUAAGCUGUUUGCAUUGAGAAAGGAGUGAGCUGGUGAGGUUACCACCCUGAAUUGAGCUCCAGCUGCCAGUUUUUGUGUUUUUCCUUGCCCCUUUCCAAGUAGUUUUCAAGUGUCACGCAGUGUUCUGAGAAGCAGCAGCCUAUAACUGUAUUUGUGUUCCUUGAAGCCAGGUGGAGUUCCCAGCUACUGCAGCUUGGGAUUUGGUGGGAAACUACUGGGAUGAGCUUCUCCUUGAUAAUGGAAAGGCAGCAGUCUUUAACAUUUGGUUGCAAAUCUCCAUCCACAUCAGGGAGCUUUCCCCAGGCAAACACAAACCGCCCCCUGUGGCCUGCAGGCCUGCAGGGGAGGCAGCAAAGGGAUCUGGCAGUGGCAACACAGCAAGUCGGGAAUUCAAGCGUGAACCCAUAUUGGUAAGUGGGCCAGAAUUAUUUGGGGCCUGGCUUGCUGCUCUCCAUUUCCUGUAUCACUAAUGUAUCGUUUUUCCAACCUUGGUAUUUUAUAAGUUUAUUUAGAGAAAAUGCUGGGUCACUCUCUUUGCCUAAGGUGACUCAAACAGCCAAACAAAACUUUCGUUGCCUCCCACCCCUCUGUAUCCACCUGGUUUUGUUCUUUCCCUGUGAGCAUUUGUGGUUAUAGCUUCCCAUAUGCCACAUUCACUGGCCACCUCCUCGCCGUGGAGCCCUGCCCUCUCCCCUCCUGCUGCUGUAGAGCUUUCCCAAAGCAGUGUCCAGGGGAGAAUUCGAGAGAGUGAAGAAAUUGCCUUGUGGAUGUGGAGGGCUGCAAUCUGUCUUGAUUUCUCCAAGCACUUAACUUUCUUUGACUGCACUGAGAAUUGCUGAUGAUUUCCCAUGAGAUUUGCUUACUUUUUGUUUACUAUAUUUUCCAGAAUUACAGUUAGAACCUUGGUUAUUGUUUUUUAGCCAUAGAAUCUUCUAGUACAAAGUAUCUGCCACCAUUUUAGAUUUAAGCAUUUGCCUAUGGGGAGACACUGAAUAUGUGGAUGUGUGUAUUAAUACUUGGGGUGGGGACAGGGAAGGGAAUGUGGAAAACAAAUGCUGGCUGUGAGCAGUGCUGAGAUGGCCAGGCCAGGCGGCUGAGUUUGCUUGGAAAUUCAGGACAUUCUGACUCCUAAGAGUUGCCCCCACCCACCAUUGAACUGAAAUCAGCACCAAUGGUGUCAGCACUUUGCAGCCCAUAGCCAACUUUCUUUAUUUUUAACAUAGCACAAAAAUGUAUAAUAGCAAGGAAAAGACAUUUUUAAAUUCCACAGUUAUUUUUAUUGUCUAAAAUGAAAGCAGCAGUGUUUUGAUAAAGAUGAAAAAGAAAAGCUACUAAAUUAGUAAAUCAGUGGUUACGUGCCCUGCAGAAUUUCUUAACAGAUGGUGCUGAGUGCACGAGUUACAUAACUUUCUCUCUAACUGAGGUUCACAAGGCGUCUUCUAAAUUUUGCUUUGUACAAUUAAUUCAUUUCUGAUGUUAACCAAAUAGAGUGUAUAUAUCCUACUCCCAUUACUGCCUCUUUCCCCCCUACUAUGGCUUGUAGAUUUUCAAAAGAUAGAAGUUCUAAGCAAAACUGUAGCAGUUUCAUUAAUAGUUAGGAUAGUUAUAUCUAAAAUCAGAGUAUUUUGUUCCCUUCCUUCUGGAGCUCUCUCUCCCUAGCCCUUUUCCAGCUGUUGGGGAUGUGCAGACAUCACUCCUGGGGUGCCCUGUGGUACACUGGCUGCUCCCCAGGGACCUGGGAAUGCUGAAUCUAGCCAUUAGGGAAAUUGAUUUGAGAUGUUUGCAUGUGAAGCUUCCCUAAGCAGCACUGCCAAAGCUUUGGAAUUGUCACCCAAGGCUUCCUAGACUCCCUAGCUAGCUCGAGUUCGAAUUGCCAAUAGUCCCCAUGGUGCCAAAUUUUGGGAUGGUUUUACAGUCUUUUAGAAAUGAAGACGGGAAUGGCCAUGUGCUUAUGAGACCUCAGCAAGAUGCCAGGCCCAGGUCUCCAUUAAUGCAGUGCUCUGCUGCUGCUCCACUGGCAAUUUGUACUCUUAACAUAGGUUGGGGGAGGGACAGCUAGGGAAAUUUUUUUUUUAAUUAAUUGUAUCUACAAUUCUUUCAUCAUAGGACUAAACAACACUUACUUACAUAGAAAGCUCCAAAGCUGUUCCCAAGACCUGUAUUUAUUUUAUAUGAACAACUUGCCCCAAGGCAAUUAACUCUGAAUUGCUGUUCUAAUGUGACAUAUCUGUGUACAUAUGUACAUAUUACUGGUAACCAGUGGCUGCAUUUUAUUCCUUGCUGUGGACUGAGGUAUUGGCUUCUUGAAUCUUGUAUAUGUCAUAAGAAUAUUACACAGAGUGUUAUAGUGAAGGAUGCAAGCUGGAUAAUUUAAAACAGGCUUUAUUUCAUACAAGUAUAACUAUUACAUCAUUUUGGGUAAAUGGCAAACAGGAUUGCAUGAGAGUGAUGGCAUCAUCAUUUCAAUUUAAUCCGAAGUGACUCUAGGAAUUGAUUUCACUGUUGGAUUCUAGGAAAUUGAGUCCACUGUUUCCUUUGCAUUUAAUUUCCUUUGUGUUUAAUUUGACCACAGAAACUUUUUUGAGUAGCACCUAGUAACAUUGCAAGAACUUGUGUAUCAAGGUGUAUCUUGAUUUUCCUGAUUUUUUUUGUUCUCUAAAAGUUGUUGCCAGAUCGCUCUUGCAACUGUGUCAAUGAAAGGUCUGUGUUUAGAAAAGGCAGCAAAUCAUUGUAUAUUUGAAAUUAUAGGAAUAUAUGCUUUGUAUAAAACUUUUCCAAUGAUUUCAGAAAUUCUUUUUUCCUCCUUUUGACCUACCACUAGACUGUUCAUCCCCUAAUAGUUCCCCCAAAUUGCCUUAGCAUGUCGCACCAGCAUUUGUCAUCCAGCUCUGGAGAAAUGACAUGACUGUUUGUUAGAUACUAUGCCUGUUUAAUUGCCUCUGGAUUAAGUCAUUGAUAUCUAGACUUUUGAGCUAGUUAGUUAGCUAUAGAAAUAAUAGAAUCCAGUGUUUCCCGAAGUGUGUUCCAAAGAGCACAAGUUCCAAAGAUGCUCUUCUAAAUAUAGGAUUCUAGGAUCAAAUAAGUUUGGAAAACACAUACCAUCUUAGAAAGUUAGUAAAAAUGAGUCCAUUAAAGGCUCUAAUUUAAAUGUCCUGCAGGGGAGAGAAAAAAACAACAAAUAUCUACUGUCAGUUAGCCCAGUGUUUUCCAGAUUAAUUUGACCACAGAAACUUUUUUGAGUAGCACCUAGUAACACUGCAAGGAACUUGUGUUCUAAAGAACACCCUUUGGGAAAUUCUGGUAUAUUGAAAUAUUGCUGUGUUUUCAUUCACGAUGACUCUUAGUAGUAGCAGUAAAAUUUGCAACUUAGAAGCAUGAGCCUUUCAUAUAUGAAGCUGACUUGUUAAUAAAAGCAGUGUUAAGAAGUAGUAUGACUUAAUAUGACCAACAGCAGCCUCAUAUUGAUAGCAGAACAAUCCUACUUAAAAAUGCCGUGGCGCAAUGUCGGCUCACUGCAAGCUCUGCCUCCCAGGUUCACACCAUUCUCCUGCCUCAGCCUCCCGAGCAGCUGGGACUACAAGUGGCCUCCACCACACCUGGCUAAUUUUUUGUAUUUUUAGUAGAGACGGGGUUUCACUGUGUUAGCCAGGAUGGUCUUCAUCUCUUGACCUCAUGAUCCACCCGCCUUGGCCUCCCAAAGUGCUGGGAUUAUAGGUGUGAGCCACCACACCCGGCCAUCCCUUUCUUUUAUAUGAAUAAUGAGCAAGAGCCCUGCCAUAGCUAGAUAUGUCUCAAAUUCAUUCCAAGAUCUUUCCAUUGCUUUUUUGCAGUUACCUUUGCUUUUCGGGUUGAAUCAAAAUGAAUAGUUUUAUAUUUCAUUACUAUGUGAUAUUUGAAAAUAUAUAGAAAAUCACAGAAAAGGAAAAACACAAAUUUGAUUUUAAUUCACUUUUGAAAUUUUAACGAUUUUUAAAACUAAUGAUCCCUUAUAUAAUAAUUGAAAUGUAAACUAUUAACACUUAUUUACUUUCCUUUAUUGUCCUCUCUGGAUUCAGUGAAAUAAUUUGAAAUCAAUUAGAGUUCAUACCUUCUAAAAUUCCUGUCCCGUAUCAUCCCACCUUUUGUGUUUUAUGUACAUAAUUAAGUUUAGCAAGUUAUCUCUUGCCUAAAAUGUGAGGCCUUCCUGUAGUUCCACAGCAGUUACUCUUGGCUACAGAAAUAGGUUUGGGAAGCUAUGAGAGAUUACCCCAAAGUAAUGGAUGAAACAAAUCUAGUCGAAAACACGGUACGGAGUGAAUUAAGGCAAAAGUCAUUAACUUAAAAUUACGUCCAAUAUUUAGGAAUAGCUCACCAUCUGCACAUUAUCCAAAAUAUUUUAAAAAACUAAAAGUAAGAUCACUUAGGCUAGGUGGUGGAUUGCAAAGGGCAAGGGGCAGUUGAUACCAUGAGGCUUCCAAUAGAUGCAUUUCUAAACAUUUUUUCUAAUAUGUAAGUUUGUUUGCUGAUCCUUAGUAAUGUUAAUGCUUUGUCUAUUUGUUAUUUUUACCACUGUUGAACAGCAGACUGUUGAGGCUAGGGUUGAUUAUUGAUAAUUUUUAUGUGUUUAGUAAUAACCACAGCAUCCUAUGUACAACUGCUUUAACAAAUCCAAGUUAAGGACUUUGAGGAGAGCAUGCAGCAACUAUUCAUUUUAACAAAUCAUCACAGACAGUUUCCCUUUUCAAAGUGCCACCAAAAAGCAAGCAUGCAGCAAAGGUAUAGAUUGUAUUUAGAGAUGUGGUUUCAUUUAUUCUUGAAGUCCUAUAACCUUGCAUUAUUUAAACACAAAAUCCCACCUAACAUUUGCCAAAUCCAAGUUAAUCUCAAAAACCUCCGAGGACACUGAGCACAAGCAGAUUACUGUGAAGGCACUGGUGGCAGACUGUGGGGGAGAGAGGGUUGAGUGACCCAGAGCAAAGCCUGCCCGGGUUACUCGCUGCCACUUCAGGAGAGGGCUUGUAUCAGCUCUCAUUACCUUUUGUCAUGAGGCAGUUCAUAAGUUAAAUAUGAUAUCAUGCAUUAUCUCAAAAUAUUUCUAUAUUAAUUAGAUAAUUCACUAUGUAAAAUGUGUUCAUGCAGAAGCAAAGGCGGAUGUAAUAGUCAAGUAUCAGGGAAAAACCCCUUUAGGAUACCCAGACAUUAAAAAUGUAAAAAGUAGCUUAUAAGAAAUGUGGAUUAUCAGAUUUUUACUAUAUAUAGGUUGUGUUUAAUAGUAAUUUCUGACACCUGCACAUAGAUCAAGAAAAGGCAGUUGUUACCACUUUUCACCAUUCAAAAAAAUGGGCUUCUCUCUUAGCGUAUUGGUUAAUGCUUUGCUUAUUUGUUAAUGAGGAUAGCACUUUAAUUUUAAAGCUUCCUUUUGUAGGACUGAUGGCACGGGCAGAAUCACAUUUAAGAAAAAUGGUUUGGAACACUUUCUAAUAAAAAACUGUAAAAUCA
Molecule: messenger RNA, 19053 nt
Organism: Symphalangus syndactylus (siamang)
Lineage: Eukaryota; Metazoa; Chordata; Mammalia; Primates; Hylobatidae
Gene: PPM1L
Product: protein phosphatase, Mg2+/Mn2+ dependent 1L
Biological process (GO): protein dephosphorylation
Molecular function (GO): cation binding; protein serine/threonine phosphatase activity
Source: RefSeq, a predicted model, not a curated record